This is a messenger RNA of Geodia barretti, 343 nucleotides long. NCBI's taxonomy places the organism in Eukaryota, Metazoa, Porifera, Demospongiae, Tetractinellida, Geodiidae. The record is from the annotation of a GenBank genome assembly.
UAAGACGGGACAGCCUGUGGUGGCUUUCCCUGAAGGAGUGAAUACGAUGGCAGAUAAUGGAAUGGACAAAUUUGUAACCGGUAUGCUUUUUGGCGCGGUAGUAGGAGCGGCAAUAGGAAUGUUGGUAGCUCCGAAACCUGGCAGCGAGACCAGGCAGUUGGUGCGCGAGCGGGCCGGAGAAUACAUCGACGUAGCCAAGGAGCGGGCCAGCGAGUAUGCGGGUCCGGUGCGCGAGCGGGCCGGCGAAUUUGUAGGCACCGCCCGGGAACGGGUAGGCAACAUGCGCCGGCGCAACAAUCAGGAUACCGUCGAGGAACAGGCCGCAGUGCUGGAAGAAGAGUAG